CAUGUCGUGGUUCAGCGGCAUCCUGGUGCCCAAGGUGGAUGAGCGGAAGACGGCAUGGGGGGAGCGCAACGGCAAGAAGGGCCCCCGGCCCCGAGCCGGCCUCUGUGGCCCCCGCUACAUGAGCUGCCUGCAGGACCCUGAGAUGGAGCGGGGCGCGGGACCCCCCCGGGGGCUGCGCUGCUCUUGGCAGGAGGAUCAUUACGGCAAGAAGGGGCCCACGGGCGACCUGGGACUCAAAUCGGUGGACGCAAGCUUGGAGGACGGCGAGGCCAAGGCGCCGAAGGGAGCGGGGGGACAUGGGGGGCGGCCAUUGGCCGGCGAGUGCUGGCGGCGGCUGCUCCAGGUUUUCCGCUCCAAACGCUUCCAGUCGGCCAAACUGGAGCGGCUUUACCAGCGCUACUUCUUCCAGAUGAACCAGAGCAGCCUGACGGUGCUGAUGGGAGUGCUGGUGCUGGUUUGUGGGGUGAUGCUGCUCUUCCUCUGCCUGCCCGGUGCCCCGCACGUGCCGGCGGCCGCUGUGCUGGCCGGUGCUACGGCCCUGUUCCUGCUCCUCAUGGUGCUGUGCAGUCGCAGCGCCUUCCCCCAAGACUACAUGUGGGUGGUGAGCUACGUGGUGCUGGGGCUGCUGGCUGGGGUACAGGCGCUGGGGACGGUGGCCGUGGCUCCCCGAAGCGCGGCUGAGGGUGUUUGGUGGAGCGUCUUUUUCAUCUACAUCACCUACACGCUGCUGCCCGUGCGGAUGCGGGCGGCCGUGCUGGCCGGGGUCCUGCUCUCUGCCCUGCACCUCGCCAUCGCCUGGCACCGCAACGCUGCCGACCCCUUCCUCUGGAAGCAGCUCAGCGCCAAUGCCCUGAUCUUCCUCUGCACCAACGUGGUGGGGGUCUGCACCCACUACCCUGCCGAGGUGUCUCAGCGCCAGGCCUUCCAGGAGACUCGUGGCUACAUCCAGGCACGCCUGCACCUCCAGCGGGAGAACCGGCAGCAGGAGCGGCUGCUGCUCUCAGUGCUGCCGCAGCACGUGGCCAUGGAGAUGAAGGAGGACAUCAACACCAAGAAGGAGGACAUGAUGUUCCACAAGAUCUACAUCCAGAAGCAUGACAACGUCAGCAUCCUCUUCGCAGACAUCGAGGGCUUCACCAGCCUGGCCUCGCAGUGCACGGCCCAGGAGCUGGUGAUGACACUCAAUGAGCUCUUUGCCCGCUUUGACAAGCUGGCUGCGGAGAACCACUGCCUGCGCAUCAAGAUCCUGGGGGACUGCUACUACUGUGUGUCAGGGCUGCCAGAGGCGCGCGGGGACCACGCUCACUGCUGUGUGGAGAUGGGUGUUGACAUGAUCGAGGCCAUCUCGCUAGUGCGUGAGGUGACAGGGGUGAACGUGAACAUGCGCGUGGGCAUCCACAGCGGGCGCGUUCACUGCGGUGUCCUGGGGCUGCGCAAGUGGCAGUUCGAUGUCUGGUCCAAUGAUGUCACCCUUGCCAACCACAUGGAAGCGGGUGGCAAAGCCGGGCGCAUCCACAUCACGUGGGCAACGCUGCAGUACCUGAACGGGGACUAUGAGGUGGAGCCGGGCCACGGGGGCGAGCGCAACGCCUACCUCAAGGAGCACAACAUCGAGACCUUCCUCAUUGUGGGCUGCAGCCAGAAGCGCAAGGAGGAGAAAGCCAUCCUGGCCAAGCUGCAGCGCACUCGCGCUAACUCCACUGAGGGGCUGGUGCCACGCUGGGUGCCCGAGCGCUCCUUCUCCCGCACCAAGGACUCCAAGGCCUUCCGGCAGAUGGGCAUCGAUGACUCCAGCAAGGACAACCGUGGUGCCCAGGAGGCCCUCAACCCUGAGGACGAGGUGGAUGAGUUCCUGAGCCGGGCCAUCGAUGCCCGCAGCAUCGACCAGCUCCGCAAGGACCACGUCAAGAAGUUCCUGCUCACCUUCCAGACCCCUGAGCUGGAGAAGAAGUACUCCAAGAAGGUUGAUGACCGUUUUGGUGGCUAUGUGGCCUGUACCCUCCUCGUCUUCUGCUUCAUCUGCUGCCUCCAGAUCCUGGUGUUCCCCCACUCCUCGCUGAUGCUCGGGGUCUACGUCAGCAUCUUCAUCCUCCUUGCUGCCAUCCUCUUCAUCUGUGCCAUCUACUCCUGCGUCACUCUCUUCCCCACCGCCCUGCAGCAGCUCUCCCGCAGCAUCGUCCAGUCCCGCGCCCGCAGCACCGCCAUCGCCGUCUUCACCAUCCUCCUCGUCUUUAUUGCUGCCUUUGUCAACAUGUUCUCCUGCAGCCGCGUGGCCUUGCGGGACUGCGCCGCCCGUGAGCUCAACGUCACCCCCGGCUCCGUGGGGCCCUGCCAGCUCCGCGCCCUCAACUUCUCCCUGGGCACCCCCGUGGGCUCCUGCCACGGUGACGGGCUGGCCUGUGACUUCCCUGAGUACUUCAGCUACAGUGUAGUGCUGAGCCUGCUUGCCUGCUCCGUCUUCCUGCACAUCAGUAGUAUUGGGAAGUUGCUGCUCAUGGUGGCCAUUGAGGCCACGUUCCUGCUGCUGGUGGAAGGGCCUCACGCAGCCCUCUUUGACAACGCUGACCUGCUGGUCCUGGCCAACGCCCUGCCCUCUUCCUUCAACGUGACCCAGGGAGAGUGCCCGGCAGAGGGGAAGGUGGCCCUGCGCUACGUGACCCCCGUGGUCCUGGCCGUGUUCGCGCUCGCCCUGUACCUGCACGCGCAGCAGGUCGAGUCCACUGCCCGCCUCGACUUCCUCUGGAAGCUCCAGGCAACAGGUGAGAAGGAGGAGAUGGAGGAACUCCAGGCUUACAACCGGCGGCUGCUGCACAACAUCCUGCCCAAGGACGUGGCUGCGCAUUUUCUGGCGCGGGAGCGGCGCAACGAUGAGCUCUACUACCAGUCCUGUGAGUGUGUGGCCGUCAUGUUCGCCUCCAUCAGCAACUUCUCUGAGUUCUACGUGGAGCUGGAGGCCAACAACGAGGGUGUGGAGUGUCUGCGGCUGCUCAACGAGAUCAUCGCCGACUUUGAUGAGAUCAUCAGCGAGCAGAAGUACCGGCAGCUGGAGAAGAUCAAGACCAUUGGCAGCACCUACAUGGCAGCCUCAGGGCUCAACGCGGCCACCUACGACCGCGAGGGCCGGAGCCACAUCGCGGCGCUGGCCGACUACGCCAUGCACCUCAUGGAGCAGAUGAAGUACAUCAACGAGCACUCCUUCAACAACUUCCAGAUGAAGAUUGGCCUGAACAUGGGCCCAGUGGUCGCAGGGGUCAUUGGGGCUCGCAAGCCCCAAUACGACAUUUGGGGCAACACCGUCAACGUCUCGAGCCGCAUGGACAGCACCGGGGUCCCUGACCGCAUCCAGGUGACAACGGACCUGUACCAGGUGCUGGCGGCCAAGGGCUACGUGUUGGAGUGCCGGGGGCUGGUCAAGGUCAAGGGCAAGGGGGAGAUGACCACCUACUUCCUCAAUGCGGGCCCUGGGGGGAGUUAGGGGGGUCCCCGUGGUGUUCCCCCACACCAGGGACUCCCCCAGCCUGUGCCGAGCUCAGGCAAAAAAAAAAAAAAGGAAAAAUCCCCAAAUCCACAUAUUUAAAAAAAUAAAAAGGGAGAAAUGGACACAAGGGAGGUGGUUGGGGGGUGUGGGGAGGUAACCCUGUGCUCCCCCUCCGCAGGUGUUUUUAGGGGGUGUUUCCCAGCCCUGCACCGGGGUGGUUUUUUUUUAGGGGGGGGGGGGUCACGGUAACCCCCAUCCCUUUGCUGAAACCCCCCAUGUGCCAAAGAGGGGAGAUGGGGCCCCCCCAGGAAAGGGACUGCAGGGGGUUUUGGGGGGCGGGGGGGUGCCCAGCCCCCUCCAUGUGCCAAAUUGAAGUGCCGCCUGCGGGGGGUGGGGAGCGCAGGCCCAGCAUCUCCGCAGCCCCCUCACCCCCCGGGGGUCCCAGCUCCCUCCGGGGGGGCUGUGGCGGGGAGGGGAGGGGCAGACCCUCCCCUUUUAAAUGCAAAAAAAACCUAAUGAAGUGACU
Molecule: messenger RNA, 4004 nt
Organism: Catharus ustulatus (Swainson's thrush)
Lineage: Eukaryota; Metazoa; Chordata; Aves; Passeriformes; Turdidae
Gene: ADCY6
Product: adenylate cyclase 6
Exons: 21
Coding region: 2-3475 (1157 amino acids)
Biological process (GO): adenylate cyclase-activating G protein-coupled receptor signaling pathway; adenylate cyclase-inhibiting G protein-coupled receptor signaling pathway; intracellular signal transduction
Cellular component (GO): plasma membrane
Molecular function (GO): adenylate cyclase activity
Source: RefSeq, a predicted model, not a curated record